AGGAGCCACCGAGAGCCAGACCUCCGCGAUCCCUAGAGGGGCCGAACACCUCUGGGCAAUGGGCCCGGCCGGCUCCCCGGCCGCACUUCCGGGCGCGGAGGUUACAGCCCAUCGCCGAGCCUUACCCGCUCGCAGUCCCGGUUCCCGAGCUCCUGCCGCCGUCGCCCUGUGGAGGACACCCCUGCCGGCCCCGCAGUCCCUCCUCGACUUGCGCUGGCUUCGGCCGUCCUGGAACUCGAGCUCGUUCCCCCCUCCGAGCCUUUUGCCCUUGCGGUUCCCGCUGCUGGGAACGACCUUGCCCUCAGCCGCCUGGCUGGUCCCUGCGCCGCUGCAGUGCGAAUGUCGCCUUCUCAGGGGCCCUUUCUCUUCCUUCGUUGCAACACUGAAGUCCUCUUGUUUGAUGACUUGCGUGAGGUUAUUCCUCCCACUUAGGAGGCUGAGUGCUGCGAGGUCCGAGGCGCAGCCGCUCUUCGCUGUGUCCGGCCCGGCGUGCUCCCGACAGGGGGCGUCACUGAACAGCGACCGUCUCCGUCGCCCACUCGGCCCUGGUGUUUGCUUUUUGGUGUGUUUACACCGCGCACCUGGGGGAGAGGGGCGGGCCUUCACGAGGGCGCGGGCCACACCCGUGUGGAGGCUUCGGGCACAGCCCAGGACCUGA
Homo sapiens (human) is the source of this 658-nucleotide messenger RNA. RefSeq lists its product as uncharacterized. The transcript has a single exon. The record is from RefSeq and is a predicted model, not a curated record. The coding region runs from base 59 to 658 and encodes 199 amino acids. NCBI's taxonomy places the organism in Eukaryota, Metazoa, Chordata, Mammalia, Primates, Hominidae.